GCAUGAUUUAAUUAUAAGGAAAUUUAGCUUAAACAUUGUGUUGUAUUUAUAGUAGGACAUGAGCACAUUGGAGAACAAACCUUCUAUUUAAUCAUUCAUUUUCCUAAAAAGUAACAAUUAAAAUGUAAUAAGAGAAGAAGAAAAACUGUAGUCCAGUAGUUCCCGCCAAUUAUCCAGAGGGCAAAGUGGACCGUUCCAGCUAGUCUAGAACAGUGACAAUUGACAAACCAUGAAAAUCCAAAAGGGCAACUCAGACUGAACACUUCAUUCAUCAUCAUUCAUCUUUCUUCAGUUUUCAUUAACGUUUUCUCUCGUCAGAUAUGACACGAUUCAUGAUGACGAUCAUUGUAUUUAAUUAACUGCAAAGACCUAGGAUGACGAUUUAUGUUAAUAUAUACCAUAAUACUAACAUCACUUUAACUCAAAAAAAUAAUAACCACAAUAUACUCACUUUAUUAAUCAUAACUCGACCUAAACAAUAACACGUUAUCUCCUUUAAACAAUCUCACCUAUAUUGCAAACACAAAACUCAACCGACUAAUAAUUUUCAGGAAAAGAAUCUCAAUCGGAUAACAAGAAUUCAACCAAAAAGAAAGCACUAUAUAUUCCCGUUGACACGUAACUUUUAUCAAAGCAAACCAACAUUGAAUUACCUCAUUGGGUUUUUAAGGUUUUCCCAUCUACCUUUUACACUCCAAAACUCCCACAUGGGUCCCACACAAGUACGCAGACAGAGACCUUACCAUGCACCUAAAGCACACACAACCAUUCCCCACCCAUUCUCCACUUGCAUACAGAGAACAACAUUAUUAUCAUCUCAUCAUCAUCAUCAUUUUUCUUUGUUAGUGCAGCUAGGUUGAUGAAAUAAUAUCCAGAAUCUUCACAAACCAAUUACUUAAAGAGAGUCUGAGAGGAAAGAUAUAUUCCCCCACAAAAAAAACAGACUUCUUGGUUUGCUCCGAGGGGCUCUAAAUUUAUGCAAACAUAUAUACAAGCCACAAGUGAUCAAUCAGCAGUACAAAAGUAAAGGGGAUAUUAUCAUAUUUGUGUUUGGUGAGGUUUUUGGGGUCAGUACUGAUAAGAUAAAAAGAAAGGAAGGAAAGAAGGGAAGGAGAAAAAAAAUGGGAAGAGGGAGAGUUGAGCUAAAGAGGAUAGAAAACAAGAUCAAUAGGCAAGUGACCUUUGCAAAGAGAAGAAAUGGGCUUUUGAAGAAAGCUUAUGAGCUCUCAGUUCUGUGUGAUGCUGAGGUUGCUUUGAUCAUCUUCUCCAAUAGAGGAAAGCUCUAUGAAUUUUGCAGUAGCUCUAGGUAUACAACCCAAAAGAAGGGAUCAAAAAUCCCAACUUUAUUCACUUUCAGUCAUUCACCUGGCCCUAUAUAGUACAUUUUAGUACUGUACAACCUGUUUUGUUAUCUUUUCUUUGCGGGUUUUUUUUUUGGGGGGGUUUUGAGAUCUGAAUGAAUUGUGGUUAGGAAGGAGAGGAAUAGAAGGAAGUCUUUAUGGUUAAUGUUUAUGGAUUGAUGGAAGGAGGGUGGUUGUUUUUUUUCUCUUUUUUUGAUGCCAAGGGAGUUGCCAUUUUGGUGAAUAUUUUGGAGUGUAUAGGACUUUGUGCUUAGGGAUGAUGUUAGAUCUGCAAGGGGAAACCAUGAAAAGAAGAUCAUUUCCAUAUUUAUGUUCAAGUUUUUUUUUUGUUUUGUUUUGUCAAGCUAGCUCUCUCUCAUCCCCUCUUCUUUUCUGCUUUCUUAACAAUUUCAAAACUGAGUUUGCAUUUCUUCUUCUUUUAAUAACACUAUUGAGUUAUAUCACAAAAACGUCUGGUUUUUGAUCCAAAGGUGUAAGAGAAUCUUUACAUGUAGGCUGUUGGGAGCUAAUCAUAAAAAGGCUAUUCCUUUUCUCUAAGUACGAGUUUCAUUUUAAUGAUGGUUGAGGUAAAUGCCUCUUCUACAAAAGCUUCUAGGAUGGAUGUUUCAGAAUCUGCAAGUUUUUGUUUUGUUUUCAGAUUUAAAAAGAAGAAAUUUUCAGUUUUGAACUGAUACAUUGGAGAAAAAUUAAAGAAUUAGGUCAGUCCACCAAUUUUCAAUCUUUUAGGGUUUUUAAUUUGAUUUGUUUCCUUUGCAUAUCUGCUCCUAAUUUUCCGUCUCCUGUCCUGAUUUAUUCUUCUUUUACCCCCUUCCUACUUUCUAUUUUCAUGGUCUUUAAACAAUUUAUACAUUUGAAGGCUCCUUUUGCCUUCUUGUUUUGCUGAUUAUUUGACCGCUGUGUAAUACGAAGGCCUAAUUAGCUUACAAUAUUCUGAGAAAUCAUGAAAGCUUUGAAUUUGAGGGGUUUUUCUUUUCUUUUUUUUUUUGGUGCGAAAGUAAUUAGAGAGAUAAUUAAGAUGAGACCCGUGAGACUUGCUCGUGGUCUAGGAUUUGAGUUGAUGAAGUAUUUAGGGUUUUGUGUUUGUUUCUGUUUAAGGAAGGGAGAGAUCCGUUGUUAUACAGUUUCAGUUCCUUGCUGUGAAUUCUGUGCAUCAAUUUGUUACUUUUUAAUAUCUGCCUGAUCUUUCAUAAUCACAAAUUGCUUAUUUAUGUUUUGUAAAGAUUCAUGUUUUAAGCUCAUUUUAAUUAUUUUAAUACUGAAGACAAAUUUGCAAGAUUGUCAUCUUUUACAAGAUAUGACAUCUCAGGCCAAUCUGACUCAUAUCAAUCUGUUUUCUUCAAUCAAAAAAUCAUUACAAUCAUGCAAUUAUUACCAUUAGCAAAGCUAUUUUGAAUCCAACAGAAAUCCAAAUGCAUCCCAUCUAAUAAAUUACCUUUGGAUAUUAGCUGGUUGUGUGUAUCUUUAAAUUGUAUUUUUUCCUCCUUUUUUUAAUGUUAAUUGUACAAGGAAGUUAAGUUAUUUGACAACACGCUGCUAAAAAAAUAAAUCUAUUUCGUGUGAUUUCUUUCUCUUGGCCGUUGAAUCUUUCUCUUUUCUGCUAAUUGACUGGUUUUAAUGGUGCUGCAAACAGCAUGCUGAAGACUCUGGAGAGAUACCAGAAAUGCAACUAUGGACAACCUGAGCCCAAUAUAUCCGCAAGAGAGGCACUGGAGAUAAGUAGCCAGCAGGAGUAUUUGAAGCUCAAAGCUCGCUAUGAAGCUCUUCAAAGAUCUCAAAGGAAUCUUCUGGGAGAGGACCUUGGACCUUUAAGCAGCAAGGAACUUGAAUCAUUGGAGAGGCAGCUUGAUGUGUCACUGAAGCAAAUCAGAGCAACAAGGACUCAAGUAAUGCUGGAUCAGCUCUCGGAUCUUCAGAGAAAGGAACAUGCUUUGAAUGAAGCAAACAAGACUCUAAAACACAGGCUGAUGGAAGGGAACCAGGUAAACCUGCAGUGGAAUCCAAAUGCACAGGAUGUUGGGUAUGGAAGACAACAUGGUCAACCUCAUCAGGGUGAUGGCUUUUACCAUCCUUUGGAUUGUGAACCUACUUUACAAAUUGGAUAUCAUCAGAAUGAUCCAAUAACGGUGGCAGCACCAGGACCCAGUGUGAAUAACUACAUGGCUGGCUGGUUACCAUGAUAAUAACCAAUGUUAUAAAAAUAAAAGUAUAACCAUAAUUCCAUAUAUGAAGAUAAAGAGAAGCAGAAAGAGGCAUUAUUCCCUAUGUGGGUGUUGAAUAUUUGAUAAUCUCCUUCUCAUAAAGCCUUUCAAAUUAAUGAACCAAAACGUUGGAUCUUUUCAUUUUUUUCCUUUGUUGUAACCUAUUCUCUGUUCUAUGAAGACAGAACUCAGAUCGUGUACCUAAUAGUGUGAAAUUUUCGUAAGACCAUUGUUAUUAUAUAUAUUUCGAAUUUUGUGUGGAAAUUACUUAGAGCCUUCUCUAUUGGUCUGCUCGAAUUCUUUUGGUCCAUUUUUGGCUCUAAUCUGUAAUGACUUUCUAUAUAUGUUGUGAUUGUCCUCCAUGCGUAAGACGCACAACAUUUACGAUAAAACAAGUUACCGU
Molecule: messenger RNA, 3962 nt
Organism: Oldenlandia corymbosa var. corymbosa
Lineage: Eukaryota; Viridiplantae; Streptophyta; Magnoliopsida; Gentianales; Rubiaceae
Source: the annotation of a GenBank genome assembly